AAAUGGUCCUCAGAGAACGGAGGUGAGUUAAAACCUAUGGAUUAAAAUACGAAUUUCAUCACUUAAAAGGUAUGUACCAGUUUUGAAAUUUGAUUGAGAUAAAUUGUGCAUUGACUUUAUAUAAAUAUGAACUAUGUUUAAAGGAGCGAAAAAAGAGGAUUUAAGGCAAAUUGCCAUUGAGUUAGGUGAAAAUGUUACUGAGACUAUGACUAUUAUUGAGCUAACGAACUUAAUAAAAAACAACGAAACAUUUGUUAAAGAGCCAGAACUUGCUACUGACAUAGCAAAUACUAUAAUUAAUGAUAGAAAAGCAGAAAAGGAAUCGUUGUUACAGUUAGAAAAAUUUAAGUUUGAGAGAACAAAAGCAGAAUUAGAACUAGCUAAACUGCGAAACGAAAACAAAUUUGAGAACUCCGAAAGUACUGAAUCGCUGGAUUCACUCGUCAAAAGUGUCCGGACUCUAACAGUUAAAGUUCCUAGUAGACCUGAAGGUUGGAGUUAUUUUUUCUCAUCCUUAGAAAGGGCAUUUAACUCUAAAAGUGUACCCGAGAAAUACAAGGCAGAAAUUCUGUUAAAUUUAUUAGGAGAAAAGGCCACAAACGUGAUUACUUAUAUAAAAGAUAACGAGUUAAAUGAUUAUUCUAAAGUAAAAUCAAUCGUAAUAAGAGAAUUUGAGCCCACCCCUCAAUCGUGUUUAGAACAUUUCAAAAAUACAUUCCGACAACCAAACGAAACACACGUACAAUACGCGUCUCGAUUGAUAACAAAUUAUGAUUAUUAUUUGAAAUUAAGGAAGGUGUCGGAUUUCGAAACAUUAAAAGAGUUAAUCGUAUCCGACAAAAUCUAUCAAACACUUGACAAAGAUACCGCAUACCAUAUAAGUAUGAAACAGGGAGACGAUUGGUUCAAACCCUCUCAAUUAUCGAAAGAGAUCGAUCUAUACUACACAUCGCGUGGGAAAAAAUUAGUCAAUAGUUUAGAAAACGUAAAAAAUCCCCACUCAAAAAAUGCUUCGCGAGUAUUCUUGUCAGAUGCUAAAAUUUCUAAAUGUGUUUUAUCGUGUAGUGAAAAUCAUCCAUUAUAUAACUGCCCUGCUUAUAAAAACUUAUCCAUAAAUGAUCGAGUAGAAGUUGUUAAAACUAAUAAAUUAUGCUUUAAUUGCUUAGGAAAUAACCACAGAGUAUCAAAUUGCAAAUCUAAGUAUUCUUGCCAGAAUUGUAAAAGGCGUCAUCACGUGACUUUGCAUUUCUCUCCUGAGAAAAAACCGUAUGAGGCAUCGGCGACUGCUAGUCGAAGCGUGCUUUCCCCCACCGCAGCUGAAUUUAUUACCAAUCCUUCUAGAAGUGCGGAAGUUAAUCAAAACAAAAACGAAGAAUAUUUUGCGGCUGCGAGUUUCGAUUCGAAUUCAAUACAAUCAAAAUGUGUUUUGCUUAGUACGAUUAUUUGUUACAUAAAAGAUAAUGUAAACAAUUUAAUUCCUUGCCGGGGUUUGCUUGAUGUGGGUGCGAAUUCGAAUUUUAUCAGCAAAAGAUUAUCUGAUAGACUUAAUUUAAGGAAAGAAAAAAUAAAUGCCUCAGUGUCAGGAUUAAAUGAAUUGUCAUUAGAAAUAAAAUCACGAGUGAGUACUACCAUUACAAAUGAGGAGGGAAAUUUUAAUUUAGAUUUAAACUUUUUAGUUGUUCCAAGAAUAAUGGAUUUUACCCCAUCUAAACCAAUUCAAUGCAGUUUCCCAGAAUUAAGAGAUGUGAAAUUGGCGGAUUUAAGUUUUAACAUGCCAGGUCCUAUUGAUAUACUUAUAGGCGCGGAACAUUUUUAUGAAAUUAUGAGGAUAGGGCAAAUACAACCCCCUAAUACAAAGUUAAUUUUACAAAAUACGGUAUUCGGUUACGUUGUAAGUGGGAGCAUACCAACAAAAAAUUAUGAUAGGGUUCACUGCGGAUUAAUAAAGGAUAACACGGAAUUAGAAAAGUCCAUUAGUAGAUUUUGGGAGCUAGAGUCCAUUGGCAUUAAUGACGAGAAUGAAAACAUCGACGAAAACGAAGCCCUUAAGAACUUUAAUGACACUGUGAGCUUUAAAAACAAGCGGUACGAGGUAACCUUACCUUGGAAGAGGAACUGGCAGGAGUUAGAUGAUAAUUUCAACAUUGCAAAGAAGAGACUUGACUCCCUGAUUAAAAGAAUGAAUCGUGAUAAUUCACUAUACUUAGAAUAUUGCGAAACUUUAAAAAUUUAUUUGAGAGAAGGAAUAAUUGAGAGAGUAUUGGAUCAUUCAAAACCAAAUGAUAAGCCUGUGUUUUACCUGCCCCAUUUGAUUGUCAAUAAAAAGGAGAGGCUAACCACCAAAAUGAGAAUAGUCUUCGAUGCUAGUGCACAUGGAAUCGGACAAUUAUCUCUGAAUGAUUGUUUGUUUCAAGGGGUUAAUCUGAAUCCAAAUAUCUUUUAUCUUCUGAUCCAUUUUCGUUUAAAUAGAAUUGCAUUUCUGGCUGAUAUCGAGAAAGCAUUCCUCCAGAUAUCCUUGAGUGAUAGAGACAGAGACGCUGUGAGAUUUCUUUUUGGAAAGGAUCUAAAACAUAUAGAGAUCUACAGAUUCAAGCGAGUAAUAUUUGGAGUGAAUUCUAGUCCAUUUUUGUUGGCAGCUACCAUUAAAAAGCAUAUAGAAAAAUACCGUAAAGAGUUUCCAUCCACAGUACAAGUACUUGAUGACUGUUUAUACGUUGACGAUUUGAUAGCUGGAGAGGACAGUGAAGAAGCAGCCUUUGAAAUUUCUAAAAGAGCGAAACAAAUCAUGGGAGAUGCUGGAAUGAACCUAAGAAAGUGGAUUUCGAAUGAUGAAAAUCUUAUGAAAAAAUUGAAUGAAGAAGGAUUUGAUCUACUACACCCAGAGGACCUCGAAGGAAAUCUGCAUCGAGUCCUAGGCCUUUCUUGGAAUCCACUUAGUGACUUUAUCACCGUGGAGAUAGAUAGCUUGCUUGAAUUUCUUCAACAGGAUAAAAAUACCAAACGAUUUUUGCUAAUGGCUGCAGGAAGAAUAUUUGACCCUUUAGGUCUUCUCACUCCCUUCACCAUCAGAUUUAAAUGUUUAUUUCAAGAGAUCUGGCAGAGGAAAAUCACCUGGGAUGAAGAGUUGCCACCCGACAUUGCAAAAACGUGGAAGAAGUGGUGUACAGAAGUUUCUCAACUAAAAGAUCUUAAAAUUCCUAGACAUGUGAUGAGUCCUACAGGUGAUGAGAAUUUAUGUGUCGAAAUCCACACAUUUUCAGACGCUAGUAUCAAGGCCUAUGGAGCCGCCGUGUACAUAAAAAUACGAGUCAAAGAUCAAAUCAUUACCAAUCUUGUGUCUUCUAAAACCAGAGUUGCACCCUUGAAGAAGAUUACACUACCGAGGAUGGAACUCAUGGGUGCUGUGCUAGCAGCAAGAUUAGCUAAAGAGGUGAAGAAAGUAAUCGACCGAAAACAUCAAUCAACAAGCUUUUUCUGGACUGAUGCUAAAAUCGUACUCUACUGGAUUCAGAGUUCAACCAAACGAUGGAAACCUUUUGUGGCGAACCGUGUAAAAGAGAUUCAAGCAUUGACAGCCCAGACAUCAUGGCACCACUGUGCUAGUAGAGACAAUCCCGCUGACAUGUUAAGCAGAGGUGUGACUGUUGACGUUCUUCUUGGCAGUGCAAAAUGGUGGUCUGGUCCUGACUUCCUUAAAGAGAACAUUCCUGACGCUUAUGAGGAGCAAACUGUUCAUGAAGAAGAGUACCAAGUUGAACUUAAAAAGAACUGUGAUUCCCAUUUAGUGACAUUAAUUUCUAUAGAUAAUGCUUCCCUUUUUGAGAAAAUUCUUACCUUAUCUAACAAUUAUACUAAAAUUAUUCAUGUAUUGAGUUUUCUUUUCAGAUUCAUUUACAAUUGUAAAAAUCCAGAUGCAAGAAAAAUUGGUCCCUUGUUAGUAAGUGAAUUAAAUGCAGCUGAAAUUUGGUUGUUAAAAUGUUUACAACGAAGUGAGUUCCCAGAGGAAAUCAAAAGCUUGGAAAAAGGUAAGCCUGUUCCGAGGAACAGUAAGUUGUCUUCAUUGUGUGUUUUUCUAGAUGAAAAUAAGCUGAUGAGAGUUGGUGGUAGAUUAUCUCUGUCUGACUUGCCUGUUAAUUCUAAGUUCCCCAUCAUUUUACCGGGUAAGAAUUCUUUAACCACCAUAAUUUUGAGAUAUUGUCAUUUAAAAUAUUUGCACUUGGGACCACAAGCAUUAUUAUAUCAAGUUCGACAAAAGUUCUGGCCUCUUAACGGUAGAAAUAAUUGUAGGAAAAUUGUACAUAGUUGUAUCACAUGUUUUAAAAACAAACCUGUUAUGAGUAAUCAAAUAAUGGCUGAUCUACCAAAGGAGCGUACAAGACCUAAUUAUCCAUUUAACAUCACGGGAAUUGAUUUUUGUGGCCCAUUUUCUAUUAAGUUCAAAAACCAGAGAAAAGGGGUCACAAAUAAGGUUUAUGUUGCUGUUUAUAUUUGCUUGUGUACCAAGGCAAUACACUUAGAUUUUGUAACUGAUUUAACUUCUCAAUCGUUCAUUGCCAGUCUAAAACGUUUUUUUGGGAGACGGGGCAAGUGUUCAAAAAUUAUGACCGAUAAUGCAAAAACAUUUAUCGGUGCUAACAUUGAAAUUAAGAAGUUAAGGAAAUUGAUAAAUUGCCCAGAUGAGACGUUAGCCAGUUAUUUUACUAACGAAGGGAUUGAUUGGAAAUUUAUCCCACCAAGGUCACCAAACUUCGGGGGAAUUUGGGAGGAUGGUGUGAAGUCGUUUAAGUUCCACCUAAAAAGAGUAAUUGGCAAUCAAAAUUUAACUUUAGAAGACAAUUGA
Messenger RNA from Parasteatoda tepidariorum (common house spider), 4840 nucleotides. NCBI's taxonomy places the organism in Eukaryota, Metazoa, Arthropoda, Arachnida, Araneae, Theridiidae. The record is from RefSeq and is a predicted model, not a curated record.